CACUCGAGCGAGGGCUCGGAAGUGUUGCAAAGGUGGAAACGAGGGAAGUCGACUUGUGUUGAAAAAUGAUCGACUUAGGAUAUUAUUCAUUGGAUAUUGUGAAUUAUUGAGUUGUAUGCUCCGUUUAUUGGGUUUAUUUUUGCCUCAACGGAUUGACAAACACAUUUUGACUUCUGGACUCAAGGUGUAAUUCAAUUCCUGAGGCUGUCAAGUGUCGCGUUUGGCAGCACUCAGCCUUCAGGCCAAGUCAACCGCAAAAUGGAGCCUGAGAUCAGUUAUAGUGGCCGCGGGCGGAUUUCAUUCUUCAUGCAGAUUGGUCUAAUGAGGGAAACAAUUUAUGUUGAACCAGAAUUAUCUAUGCCAGUAUUAAAUGACCUCGCCUGUGCCUUCGUUGACAGAAAGUUCCCUGAGCAUGGAUUCUACAACAUUGUGGACAAGAUCCUCCUCUUCCGACACGACGCCGCCGACCCAAACAUCUUGCGGAAGCUGGACAAUGUAGCUGACAUUAAAGAUGGAUGCCUUAUCGAGAUCGUGCUGUCUGUACACCAUCUCUCACCUGAGGAACGGCUCCCAGGUGUCGCUGGGCCAAGCGUCGUGUUCUUCCAAUCUGCUGAGUGUGCCCAGCCAGCCGACGCCCCCUUCCCCGGGCGGCGGGCGCUCAAAAUCAUGGACGGGCAGACCCAUCUGGCUGGAGCGAGAAUAUGCCAACCGCAUCAAGGUGCCUCACACCUUUGUGGUCCACAACUACACGCGGCCCACCCAGUGCCAGUGGUGCAAGAGACUCCUCAAGGGCAUCAUUCGACAGGGCGUGCAGUGCAAAGAUUGCAAGUUCAACUGCCACAGGAAGUGUGCCCCCUUGGUGCCCAAUGACUGUGCUGGAGAACUGCCGUACGACGGCGGGGAAGCCCUAUCAGAAUCUCUUGACCACGCAGAAACGGAUGACGUCUCAGACAACUUCUCAGACAACUUCUCGGACCUGACGGAGGUGACCGACGAUGGCGCGCCGGCCGUGGACGAUGUGGAGGACAAUGAGGAACUGGAGAACAAGCCCCCGCUGAGCCCCAUUGACAGCAGCAACAUCCCCCUGAUGCGAGUGGUGCAGUCGGUCAAACACACAAAGCGAGCCGGAUCACGCACGCUGAAGGAAGGCUGGAUGGUCCACUUCACAGAUAAAGAUAAAAUUAGAAAAAGACAUUUCUGGAGACUGGAUCCCAAAUCUAUAAUGUUCUACAUGGAUGAGACAUCAACUCGAUAUUAUAAGGUAAACAUAAACGGACGAACCAGGAAGUGGCCAUCAAGGUCAUUGACAAGAUGCGGUUCCCUACAAAACAGGAGGCACAGCUCAAGAUAGAAGUGGAGAUUCUCAAGAACCUGCAUCACCCAGGAGUUGUCAACUUGGAGCAGAUGUUUGAAACAAAUGAAAGAAUCUUUGUGGUCAUGGAAAAGCUGAAGGGCGACAUGCUGGAGAUGAUCCUGUCUAGUCCCAAGGGCCGGCUCAGUGAGCGGGUCACUAAAUUCCUCAUAUCUCAGAUCCUGGUUGCCUUAAAACAUUUACAUUCGAAAAGCAUUGUGCACUGUGACCUCAAGCCAGAGAAUGUCUUGUUAAGCUCUGAGACUGCAUUCCCUCAGGUAAAACUCUGCGACUUUGGCUUCGCACGCAUCAUUGGCGAAAAAUCAUUCCGUAGAUCUGUUGUGGGCACUCCCGCCUACUUAGCUCCCGAAGUGUUGAAGAAAAAGGGCUACAACAGAUCGCUAGACAUGUGGUCUGUUGGCGUCGUUGUCUACGUCAGCCUGAGUGGUACAUUCCCUUUCAAUGAAGACGAGGAGAUCUCAGACCAGAUUCAAAAUGCAUCUUUCAUGUAUCCUCCCAACCCAUGGAAGGACAUCUCUCAAGAAGGCAUCGAUCUCAUUUCCAACCUGCUUCAAGUGAAGAUGAGGAAGCGAUUCACAGUGGACAAGUCACUGAAUCACCUCUUCUUACAGGACUACCAGACCUGGUGUGACCUGCGUAUCCUGGAGAUGCAGGUGGGCAAACGCUACCUGACACAUGAGUCGGAUGACGAGCGCUGGGAGAAGUAUCGCCAGGAGCGGAACCUCAAGACUUGGGACGAGGUCGGACAGAAAGAGACUAGCGAACCAGAGUUUAGCAUACGAGACGCCUUGCCUAAGAGCUUCCUGUUGCUCUCCCUUGGCAUUGACCACACCUCGGGGCCUGGAGACCAUGACGACGACUUGGCGUGAUAACUGCUUCUCCUUAAGUUGUUCUUUUUUUGCUCUUUCACCUAAAAUAUUUUGUUGUAAUACUUCAACGGGGAUUUUUCCCUCUGCUCGGACAUAAUGAACCGAUGUUAUCGCAAGCUGUGUCGCAAAUCAUCGAUGCCGGCGAGACGGAUUCUCCAGGGCAGUCGGGAGACAUGAUCAAACGAUUACGGACGAAGACCAACAAGUACAAGAACACACAGAGCUCUCUGGAUCGGAGGAACUUAAUUUAUUUACAAUCAUUCUUUGCAGCCACCCACCCCCUUCUCUCCCUCUCUCUCUCUCUCUCUCUCUCUCUCUCUC
Messenger RNA from Aplysia californica (California sea hare), 2562 nucleotides. RefSeq names its product serine/threonine-protein kinase D3. Gene Ontology annotation, biological process: protein phosphorylation. Lineage: Eukaryota; Metazoa; Mollusca; Gastropoda; Aplysiida; Aplysiidae. The record is from RefSeq and is a predicted model, not a curated record. Gene Ontology annotation, molecular function: ATP binding; protein serine/threonine kinase activity.